AUGGCUUCUUCUGAAAGAGGAGGAACAAUCCGAGAGUAUAUCGACGCUCGUAAAAAAGCCGGAAUGACAUGGGACGAAUUUCGAAAGCUAAAUGAAGGUCCUCAGUUUUCGGAGGCAGAGCUUGUCAAAUAUCGACAAAAAUUGGAUGAAGAAAGAGAGGCAAAAUUGAAAGGCAGUUAUGUAGGCUCGUCUUCAAGCAAAAAGAAAAAAAAGAGACAUCGAAGACAUAAAAGAAAAGAAGAAAAACGUCAUAAAGAUGGACGUUCAGCAGCAGAUGAGGAGGAGGAAGAAGAACACGGUGGAGAUACUCCCGUCCGAUUGUCAGAAUUUCUUAAACAUGGAAGUAGUAGCAGUUCGGAAGAAUAUGAUCUCAUUGAUCUGCAACGAUUAUUGAAAGUAUUAAAAUUAGGACGUAUAUCAACUUUAUCGAUAGUUCUAAGUUUUUGA
Molecule: messenger RNA, 447 nt
Organism: Diversispora eburnea
Lineage: Eukaryota; Fungi; Glomeromycota; Glomeromycetes; Diversisporales; Diversisporaceae
Source: the annotation of a GenBank genome assembly